This is a messenger RNA of Humulus lupulus (European hop), 5746 nucleotides long. Its product is annotated as clathrin heavy chain 1-like. Gene Ontology annotation, biological process: intracellular protein transport; receptor-mediated endocytosis. The transcript has 30 exons. Bases 174 to 5279 code for a protein of 1701 amino acids. NCBI's taxonomy places the organism in Eukaryota, Viridiplantae, Streptophyta, Magnoliopsida, Rosales, Cannabaceae. Gene Ontology annotation, cellular component: clathrin coat of coated pit; clathrin coat of trans-Golgi network vesicle; plasmodesma. The record is from RefSeq and is a predicted model, not a curated record. Gene Ontology annotation, molecular function: structural molecule activity; clathrin light chain binding.
AAAAUUGUGAAGAAAGACGAUUCACCUUCAUCACUCACGUUUGCUUCUCUUCUACUGCUAGAUCUGCAGGCCAUUUCUAUCUUUCUCUCUCUCUAGAACCAAGAUUUUGGUUCUACUACUUUCUUCUUCUUCUUCAAUCGCAUUUUCUUCGCUGAAACUCCGAUCUAGGCACCAUGGCGGCUGCAAAUGCCCCCAUCACAAUGAAGGAGACCCUAACGUUACCCAGUAUUGGGAUAAGUUCCCAAUUCAUUACGUUCACGAAUGUGACUAUGGAAUCCGACAAGUUUAUUUGUGUGCGAGAGACUGCACCUCAGAAUAGUGUGGUUAUUGUCGACAUGAAUAUGCCUAUGCAGCCUUUAAGACGUCCCAUUACCGCCGAUUCUGCAUUGAUGAACCCCAACUCUAGAAUUCUUGCUCUUAAAGCUUUAACUCCGGGAACUACUCAGGAUCAUUUACAAAUAUUCAAUAUUGAAGCAAAAGCAAAGAUAAAAUCACAUCAGAUGCCCGAACAGGUUGUCUUUUGGAAGUGGAUCACUCCGAAGAUGUUGGGCCUGGUUACACAGACCUCAGUUUAUCACUGGUCAAUUGAAGGCGAGUCUGAGCCUGUGAAGAUGUUUGAGCGGACAGCUAAUCUAGCAAGUAAUCAAAUAAUCAACUACCGUUGUGAUCCUACUGAAAAGUGGUUGGUCUUGAUUGGUAUUGCUCAAGGUUCACCUGAGAGGCCACAGCUAGUGAAAGGAAAUAUGCAGCUUUUCUCUGUGGAUCAGCAACGUAGCCAAGCUCUUGAAGCACAUGCUGCAUCAUUUGCCACAUUUAAAGUUGCAGGAAAUGAAAAUCCUUCAAUUCUUAUUUGUUUCGCAUCGAAAAGCUUCAAUGCUGGACAAGUUACAUCAAAGUUGCAUAUUAUUGAACUCGGUGCCCAGCCAGGAAAACCAUCAUUUACUAAGAAGCAAGCAGAUCUAUUUUUUCCUCCUGACUUUGCUGAUGACUUUCCUGUGUCAAUGCAGAUAUCACAAAAGUACGGUUUGAUAUAUGUGAUCACGAAGCUAGGUCUUCUAUUUGUGUAUGACCUAGAGACAGCAACAGCAGUUUAUAGAAACAGAAUCAGUCCAGAUCCCAUCUUUCUGACUGCAGAAGCUUCAUCAGUUGGGGGUUUUUAUGCUGUUAAUAGGCGAGGCCAGGUGCUGCUUGCCACUGUCAAUGAGCAAACAAUUGUAUCUUUUGUCAGUAGUCAGUUAAACAAUUUGGAACUUGCUGUUAAUCUUGCCAAAAGAGGAAACCUUCCUGGCGCAGAAGACCUGGUUGUCCAGCGUUUCCAAGAAUUGUUUGCUCAGACAAAGUACAAGGAGGCUGCAGAACUUGCGGCAGAAUCUCCAAAGGGCAUACUUCGUACUCCAGACACAGUUGCUAAAUUUCAGAGCGUCCCUGUCCAAACUGGGCAAACACCACCAUUACUACAAUACUUUGGAACUUUGUUAACUAAAGGAAAACUAAAUGCUUUCGAAUCCUUGGAGCUAUCUCGCCUAGUUGUAAAUCAAAACAAGAAAAAUCUUUUGGAGAACUGGUUGGCUGAGGACAAGCUUGAAUGUAGUGAAGAGCUUGGAGAUCUUGUCAAGACAGUGGACAAUGACCUUGCUCUAAAGAUAUACAUUAAAGCCAGGGCGACUCCGAAAGUUGUUGCAGCAUUUGCAGAGAGAAGGGAGUUUGACAAGAUUUUAAUAUACUCAAAGCAGGUUGGGUACACACCUGAUUAUUUGUUUCUUCUGCAAACAAUUUUGCGAACAGAUCCGCAGGGAGCGGUUAAUUUUGCACUGAUGAUGUCUCAAAUGGAGGGUGGCUGCCCAGUUGAUUACAACACAAUUACAGAUCUGUUUCUCCAGCGAAAUUUGAUUCGUGAGGCAACUGCCUUUUUGUUGGAUGUGCUGAAGCCCAAUUUACCUGAACAUGCACACCUUCAAACAAAGGUUUUGGAAAUUAAUCUUGUGACGUUCCCAAAUGUUGCUGAUGCUAUUUUGGCAAAUGGAAUGUUCACUCAUUAUGACCGUCCACGUAUUGCACAACUCUGUGAAAAAGCUGGUUUGUAUCUGCGUGCCCUACAGCAUUAUACAGAAUUACCUGAUAUCAAGCGUAUUAUUGUGAAUACACAUGCAAUUGAUCCACAGGCUCUUGUUGAGUUCUUUGGAACUCUUUCCAAAGAAUGGGCUCUUGAGUGCAUGAAGGAUCUUCUGGUAGUAAAUCUUAGAGGCAAUCUUCAGAUUAUUGUCCAGACUGCAAAAGAAUAUGCAGAGCAAUUGGGUGUAGAUGCAUGCAUAAAAUUAUUCGAGCAAUUCAAAUCCUACGAAGGAUUGUACUUUUUCUUGGGCUCGUAUUUGAGUUCCAGUGAGGAUCCUGAGAUCCACUUCAAGUACAUUGAGGCAGCUGCAAAAACUGGACAAAUUAAGGAGGUCGAGCGUGUUACACGCGAAUCAAACUUUUAUGACCCAGAAAAAACAAAGAAUUUUCUAAUGGAAGCGAAGCUUCCAGAUGCACGUCCGCUGAUUAAUGUCUGCGAUCGUUUUGGUUUUGUUCCUGAUCUCACCCAUUACCUAUACACCAGCAACAUGCUUAGGUAUAUUGAAGGUUAUGUCCAAAAGGUCAACCCUGGAAAUGCACCUCUAGUUGUAGGACAGCUCUUAGAUGAUGAAUGUCCUGAGGACUUUAUUAAAGGCCUUAUUUUAUCAGUUCGUUCUCUCCUUCCUGUUGAACCUUUGGUGGAGGAAUGCGAAAAGAGGAAUCGUCUUCGCUUGCUCACUCAAUUCUUGGAGCAUCUUGUGAGUGAGGGAAGCCAAGAUGUACAUGUUCACAAUGCUCUGGGUAAAAUCAUUAUUGACAGCAACAAUAACCCAGAACAUUUUCUCACAACCAAUCCAUAUUAUGAUUCUCGUGUUGUUGGUAAAUAUUGUGAGAAAAGGGAUCCCACUCUUGCUGUUGUUGCUUACCGUAGAGGGCAAUGUGAUGAUGAACUUAUUAAUGUAACCAAUAAAAAUUCCUUGUUCAAACUUCAAGCCAGAUAUGUGGUGGAAAGAAUGGAUGGUGAUCUAUGGGAGAAAGUUCUUACUCCUGAUAAUGAGUAUAGAAGGCAGCUCAUUGAUCAAGUUGUAUCUACAGCUCUGCCUGAGAGCAAGAGUCCUGAGCAAGUUUCAGCAGCUGUUAAAGCCUUUAUGACUGCUGACCUUCCACAUGAGUUGAUUGAACUUCUUGAAAAGAUUGUACUUCAAAACUCUGCUUUUAGUGGGAACUUCAAUCUCCAAAAUCUGUUAAUUCUUACUGCCAUUAAGGCUGAUCCAUCAAGAGUUAUGGAUUACAUCAAUAGGCUAGACAACUUCGAUGGACCAGCAGUUGGAGAGGUGGCUGUUGAAGCCCAACUAUAUGAAGAAGCAGUUGCCAUCUUCAAGAAGUUCAAUUUGAAUGUUCAGGCUGUGAAUGUCCUAUUGGAUAACAUUCAAAGCAUCGAACGAGCUGUAGAGUUUGCAUUCCGUGUUGAAGAAGAUGCUGUUUGGAGUCAGGUAGCCAAGGCUCAACUGCGAGAGGGUCUAGUGAGUGAUGCUAUCGAGUCAUUCAUCCGUGCAGAUGAUGCAACUCAGUUCUUGGAUGUCAUACGUGCUGCUGAGGAUGAAAAUGUGUUCCCUGACUUGGUGCGGUAUCUUCUGAUGGUUAGACAGAAAACCAAAGAGCCAAAGGUUGAUGGCGAACUCAUUUAUGCAUAUGCUAAGAUUGAUCGGUUGGCUGAAAUUGAAGAAUUUAUUCUUAUGCCAAAUGUUGCUAAUCUCCAAAGUGUUGGAGAUCGUUUGUAUGAUGAAGCUUUAUACGAAGCAGCUAAAAUCAUAUAUGCAUUUAUCUCUAACUGGGCUAAGCUGGCUGUCACUCUCGUCAAGCUGCAGCAAUUUCAAAAUGCAGUUGAUGCAGCUCGAAAAGCUAACAGUACUAAAACAUGGAAGGAGGUUUGUUUUGCAUGUGUCGAAGCUGAGGAAUUUCGUCUGGCUCAGAUCUGUGGUCUCAACAUCAUCAUCCAGGUGGAUGAUUUGGAAGAAGUGAGCGAGUAUUACCAGAACAGGGGAUGCUUUGAUGAGUUAAUAUCUCUGAUGGAGAGUGGACUGGGAUUGGAACGUGCACAUAUGGGCAUAUUUACUGAGCUAGGAGUUCUAUAUGCAAGAUACCGUCCGGAAAAGCUGAUGGAGCACAUUAAACUGUUCUCCACCCGACUUAAUAUUCCCAAGCUUAUACGAGCUUGCGAUGAACAACAACAUUGGAAGGAACUGACUUACUUAUAUAUCCAGUAUGAUGAAUUUGACAAUGCUGCAACCACUGUUAUGAACCACUCCCCAGAAGCUUGGGACCACAUGCAAUUCAAAGAUGUGAUCGUCAAAGUGGCUAGUGUUGAGCUCUACUAUAAGGCUGUACACUUCUACUUACAAGAACAUCCAGAUCUUAUUAAUGAUCUUUUGAAUGUGAUUGCCCUUCGGGUAGACCAUGCCCGAGUAGUGGACAUAAUGCGAAAGGCUGGUCACCUCCGUCUUGUGAAGCCAUACAUGGUUGCUGUUCAGAGUAACAAUGUUUCUGCUGUAAAUGAAGCUUUGAAUGAAAUAUAUAUAGAGGAGGAGGACUAUGAUAGAUUACGGGGAUCAAUUGAUUUGCAUGAUAACUUUGACCAGAUAGGUCUUGCACAAAAGAUUGAGAAACAUGAGCUUCUUGAGAUGAGACGUGUUGCUGCUUAUAUCUAUAAGAAAGCAGGAAGAUGGAAGCAGUCUAUUGCAUUGUCAAAAAAAGACAAUCUAUACAAAGAUGCUAUGGAAACCUGCUCACAGUCUGGUGAUCGUGAACUUUCAGAGGACUUGCUUGUAUAUUUCAUUGAGCAGGGAAAGAAAGAGUGCUUUGCAUCAUGCCUCUUUGUUUGUUAUGAUUUGCUCCGGCCUGAUGUUGUCCUUGAGCUUGCGUGGCUGAACAAUAUGAUCGAUUUCACCUUUCCAUAUCUCUUGCAGUUUAUUCGAGAAUAUACAAGCAAAGUGGAUGAACUUGUGAAGGACAAAAUUGAAGCUCAAAAUGAGGUGAAAGCUAAAGAGAACGAGGAUAAGGAAUUGGUUGCUCAACAUAACAUGUAUGCCCAGUUGCUUCCUGCCUUGCCUGCACCACCAGGAAUGGGUGGAGGAGGGUUUGCUCAACCCCCGCCACCAAUGCCAAUGGGAGGGAUGGGGAUGCCUCCGAUGCCUGCUUAUGGAAUGCCACCAAUGGGUUCCUACUGACCUGUGUGCAGGGCUGCUUUAAGAUCCCACAGUUGCAAAACAUAGCUAUUUCACAAAUGUUGGGAAGAAUAAGGAGCCAGGCUAAUUUCUGACUCUUUCAUGCCAGUAGGUGCUUUAUCUAGGGUUCCGAUUAUAUUUUUCUCUAUGGUACUUUGGUUCGUAGAAGCUAGUGUUAACUUUGCUAGUCCAUGCUCAGUCGAGUUAUUGAUGUUGGAGAGGAAAAUUAUGAAUGUGGUUCUGGCAAAUCUGCCUUGUGUAUAGGUCGGCUUUCAUUUUACUAGUUAGCUCAUAAAAUGCUUCUUGUUAUUUUUUGUCUAAUUCAUAAUAUAAAUAUACUUCUGAAAAUUUUGUAGUCACCAUUUUCCCAUGAUAGUUAACCUUGGUGAAAGCUUGUAUGAAAACAUUGGUACAUGAGAGUUGGAAUGGUUUACUUUCUUGAUGAAAAACUUACCGAUGAUUUGUUUGUC